UCUCUCUCUCUCUCUCUCUCCCUCCUUCUCUCUCUCGGACACUGUACAUUUUGUUCUGCUGUAGAACCAGGGUGGUGGGGGUUUUAGAAACUCCAAUUCUCAUGAUCAACAUCAAUUGUCCCGCAGAGAUUUUCAAUGUGGUCACUAGACUAAAGUCUAUCAAGAGUUGAGUCGCUUGAGCCUGAUAAGAGGUCACCAGGAUUCCUUUUUCGAAUAGACCAGAGCUGUGACUCGAAUAUUCUGGAAAGUCCUCAUUGUACUUUCAACCUUUCAAUUUCUUCUAAUUUUCCAUGUCUACUAUGUGCGUUAGCUCGGCUAGAGAAGGAUCCAUCAGCAGUGUUAUGUAAACGCCGAGCUUGACAAAACUGGCAUAAUUAUCAAGUAUCUUUUCCCACGAGUUUCGCUUUAUCGUAGGAUCUACGAGGAUACCUUAUCUAAAGAUAUUCCCUCGUCUGUCUUACUUUUAUUUCAGCCUAAUACACAAUGCGAGUUUCUCUUUCUAGACCUUCUCUGAGAAGAAGCUGUAGCUGAGAACAAGUCUAGAGAGAGACUAGCAUAGAGAAAAUUUCGUAUGUGAAUUGUAGCACAUUUCUAUUCGGAGAGGCGACUUGGUGCUUAGCAUACUUGAUCAUAACGUAGGAAACGAUGUCGUGAGGAUUGUUUCAAGCAGCAUUUUGCUAAGGGAUGUAACUGUUUUGAUUGUAGCACUUUCUUCUGUGAGCACUCUACUUUCGACCUCCAGUGGGAAGGCCGACCAGAAUUCCCGCAGAUUAUGCACUGAUCAUAACCAGGCUUCCGCAUGACUCAUGAAUUAGUUGUCACAACCCACGUUGUAGGCAUUAGGAACAUUUCGUAUUGCAUUGCUCUAUCAUGGUCAUUGUGCAUUUGAAGUUCCAAGACGGACCAGUUCCAGCUUAAUUUGAACUCUUCCAACUAGAAUUCGAAAGGAUAUCACAAUUAUUGAAACUGGAUGCUGUGUUACAGAUUGAUUGUCACUAAGGAAGAACAAUUUGUCCGAGUGGAGAUGGUGCACUUCGGGCAAUAUCUUCGGGACCGUCAGAUACUGGGCUGGGAAGAGUAUUACAUCGCAUACAAGUCCCUUAAGAAGAGGAUUAAACAGGAUUCAACGCGUGCUCAAAAUUCAUCCAUAGGGGCUGAGGAACGUCAUGAAAUUGUGAAAACAUUCUCCGAACUUCUGGACUGUCAGGUUGAAAAAGUGGUGUUGUUUAUGAUAGAGAAGCAAGGUCUUCUUGCAGAGCGCUUGCAGAAACUGCGGAAACAACGAGAAGCUGCUGCCACAGCAGAUUUUCUUAUCGAAUCUGAGGUUGAUGAAGGAUCGGAUCUCAAUGAGCGGCCAAGUGCCCCGGUAGUGGUUCAUUGGCAGGUCAUGGAUGAAUACAGGCAAAUCGGUACAGAGCUUCUACAACUGCUAAACUUUGUGGAACUGAAUGUCACGGGACUAAGAAAAAUAUUAAAAAAGUUCGACAAAAGGGUUGGAGUUCGCUUGGGUGGUCAGUACAUCGCCUCUCGCUCCAAUCAUCCUUAUUCCCAACUCCAGCAAGUCUUCCGCACUAUUGGAAUAGGUGCAAUGGUCGCAACCAUAUCUAGAAAUCUUGCUGAGCUACGAAACGAGAGCCUGGAGGCAGCCUCUGCAAGCAGUGCCGUUUCUCUUUUUCGUUAUGCUGCUCUUCCAGCACGAAUUAUUGAGGAAGAGCCCGUUAUUCAGGCAAUUGAAGAGACGAUGCAGCGCUUGACCCACGAGGUUAAUAUACAAACAUAUUUAUCAAAAGAGCUUCUUCUACCAGCUCCGAGCAGGAGGCAACAGGAAGCAGAAGCCGGAAGAAUACCUGGGUUGGUGCAGGAAGAAGCCCAUUUCAUGUCCAUACAAAUUAACCUAUUCAAUACAUUUUUGUACAUGGUAAAUUAUUACAUAAUAGUACCUUCAUCAGAUGACUAUGCCAAACUUUUGGAUGCGCCAGGCACGCUGUGUGGAGUGAUAAUCGGCUCCAUGCCUUUGGCCGCGCUGGUCUCAGCGCUUGUUUAUAGUUGGUGGUCCAAUUUCUCGUACAAAGCACCUUUGAUAGUCAGCUCUUUCAUUCUCAUGGCCGGCAACUUCUUGUAUGCCAUAGCUCUCCACUUCGAUUCUGUUUGGCUCCUCCUCAUUGGUCGAUUUUUAUGCGGUUUGGGAGGGGCAAGGGCUAUCAACAGGAGGUACAUAUGCGACCAUGUGCCUCUGAAGCAGCUCACGAGUGCAUCCGCGGCUUUUAUAAGUGCUAGUGCUUUGGGUAUGGCAGUUGGACCAGCCCUUGCUGGUCUGCUUAGCAGAAUCAACUUCAAGAUCUACGGGACACUACCUGUGAAUUUUGUAACUGCCCCCGGGUGGUUGUUGUUCUUGAGUUGGAGUUUGUACCUGAUUAUCGUCCUUUUUUUCUUCAAAGAGCCCGACCGAGCAACUGCAUUAUGCCGACGAAUGAGCUCUCACGCGAAUCUAAACACAAUGGACAGUAUUGUUUCAACUGAUGAAUCAACACUCGUAGCACCCCUAUUAUCUGGCAGCAUUAAUGUUGCGAACGGUUUGCAAGGGUAUCCAUCGGACGAAGAAGAAUCCAGAGAGAGCACCACCGAAGGAGACUCGGACUAUGGUGAGGAUAAGGCGGUGGAAACUGUGAGUGAUCUGAUGAAGGAACUGACCCGCCCAGUGAAAAUCCUGUUAUGGGUUUACUUCAUGCUCAAGUUCGCAUCGGAGCUUCUCAUCUCGGAGUCUAGCCUACUGACUGAUUAUUACUUCAACUGGAAAACGUCUCAGGUGGCAAUAUUUCUAUCAUUGCUGGGGUUGACGGUGUUGCCCAUGAGUGCGGUAGUGGGCAACUGCAUCAGCAACAUAUACGAAGACAGGGUGGUGGUGCUUUGGUCACAGGUAACAACAGGAGUAGGGGUGGCAGCAAUCUUGUGCUACAGCCCCUGGGUACACUACAGCGCGUACCAGUAUGUUACCGCGGCGGUAGUGAUCUUCGUGUCCACAAACGUCCUAGAGGGGGUGAACAUGUCGCUGCUGUCAAAGGUGAUGUCACCGCGGAUGUCGCGCGGCGUAUUCAACUGCGGACUGUUGUCAACAGAGGCAGGGACGCUAGCGCGGGCGAUUGCCGACGGAUUGAUCAGUGUAGCAGGGAAGUGUGGCAUUCAGAACCUAGUAAACCUGACAAUGCUGCCCACUCUCGCCAUAGUGGCCGCCACCACCGGGUACACCUGCAUCGGCUACUUCACUCUCUAUUAACCACUCCCACUGUUUUUUUAAACAUACGUAGCGUAUCAGCUGGAUGGCAGUCCUCCUUCCUUCGCUUAGAAAACUAGCUCAACAGAUGCACCCUGAUAUUGCAAGUGUGCAAGUUUUGUAGCCAUAUGCUUGGUGCUUGAGGAAGUAGGGGUUGCUACUACAGGGAUGGCAGUGCAGAGCUGGAGAGGUGAAUGGCGUCAUGUCUCCUCUUCUCUUCAAUUCUCUUCCCUUUCUCUGCUCUUCUCACGCAGCUCGUCACGCCCUCCGCUCCGCCGUUCCCUGUGUCCCCAGAGUGUAUUAAACCCCCCGCGAUUGCCUUGUUUUCUCUUCUCACUGGAUGUGUUCACGUUAUACAAUUGCAACAUUGAUCUCUUUGGAUACCUUUGGAUGCCUUUGGACUCUAUUACGCGCAUCCCGGAUGGAAGCAAGUGCAUAGACUCUAGUAGAGAGCCUUGCAGUGUUUGCCUAUCAGAUAUUGUUACUAUGUGCUAGAUUUUUCAGAAGGGAUCUUGAUUGGCUUUAUUGUUCUGAACACUGUGAAUACCUUACUCUAAAAAGAGAAAAUAUUUCUUUGACAGGUA
This is a messenger RNA of Physcomitrium patens, 3855 nucleotides long. Its product is annotated as SPX domain-containing membrane protein At4g22990. The record is from RefSeq and is a predicted model, not a curated record. Gene Ontology annotation, biological process: transmembrane transport. NCBI's taxonomy places the organism in Eukaryota, Viridiplantae, Streptophyta, Bryopsida, Funariales, Funariaceae. Gene Ontology annotation, cellular component: membrane. Gene Ontology annotation, molecular function: transmembrane transporter activity.